This is a messenger RNA of Tetranychus urticae (two-spotted spider mite), 1584 nucleotides long. Its product is annotated as 5-methylcytosine rRNA methyltransferase l(2)10685. Gene Ontology annotation, cellular component: mitochondrial large ribosomal subunit. NCBI's taxonomy places the organism in Eukaryota, Metazoa, Arthropoda, Arachnida, Trombidiformes, Tetranychidae. The record is from RefSeq and is a predicted model, not a curated record. Gene Ontology annotation, molecular function: RNA methyltransferase activity. Gene Ontology annotation, biological process: rRNA methylation.
CUGUUUUUUAACUACAGACCAUGCUGAGUGAUUAAUUUAAUUUUUCAUUGUUUACUAUUAGAUUUAACCAUGUUUAUAUUCAAAAACUUAACUUAUAGAAAUUGUAAAUUGAGUUAUACAAAGUGCUUACGUUUAUAUACACAAGGUCCUGGUGAAAAAUGGCUGAACCUGCGAAAUAAAAAGUUUCCGAAAGAUUACGCUCUUCAACAUUUUGAUUCGUUCUAUCCAAAUGUCUACGCAGAAAAAUGGCUUUCAAGUAGAAUAGCCAUGCAUUGGCCAAAUAAAUAUGUUGCUGUAGUCAAUCCUUUCGUUAAAGAUCCUGAUGAAAUUGGUGCUUCUUUUCUCAUAAAUGGUGCUACCGAAUUGAGCCACUUUUACAGCAAAUAUAAAAAACACUACGAAAGGCAAAAGCUUCGUAAAAAAAUGCUAGAGGAUAAAAAGGCAGCUAAACUUGACCAAAUAGCCAAAGAAAGAGGAGUUGAUGUAUCUGAAAUCGAAACAGACAUCGAAGUAUCUGAUAUCAGUGACGCAGAACUUGAUGGAAACCUUUCAGCCAUCAGUGAUCCUGAGAAUAUUCUUGAGAUGUUCCAAACCGACAUUGAAUCACUGAAAGAUAAAGAAGGAUUCAUGGAAAAUUUAUCCAGCAAUAUUGAUCUGAACGAUUUUAUACCUUCAACUGAAAUGAGAUAUGAAGAAAAUGUCACCGAUAAAGAUACUUAUUAUCGUUUUUAUGACACUAGUCGUGAAGUUAAUGUAGAAAGAGUUGAAGCUCCGGAAUUGGAAUUUCCAGAAACGCCUAAAAUCUUCAGCUUUCCAAGACAAUCAUUAGAAAGUUUCCCGAGUCCAGAUGAAACAGAUUAUCAAGGAAUGAUGGAAUACUUCCUCAUUGAUGCUGCAGCUGUAUUACCCGUGUUAGCAUUAGAUAUUCAGGUUAAUGAUCGUGUCGCUGAUUUGUGUGCUGCUCCUGGAGGUAAAACUUUGCUGAUGCUGUCAACUCUUCGCCCAUCAUUUUUAUUCGCCUGUGACCCAUCAAAUGAAUUUUUCCCUUUAUUAGAACAAAAAGUUAAAGAAUUUUUUCCCAAAUCAGAUGCUUUAGCAUCCACUUAUCAUUUGGAGCAUUGCGCUGCUGAGGAUAUUGAUUUAGAGAGUGUUUUUGAUAAAGUUUUGGUUGAUGUUCCCUCUACAAAUGACAGACUAGCUAUACAAGACAAUCAUGAUAAUCUUUUCAAAUCAUCUAACCUUUCAGACAGAAUUGAAUUACCGAACAAACAAAAAUCAAUUUUACUCAGAGGAUUGCAAUUAUUGAAACCCGGAGGUUCAUUGGUUUAUACAACAAAUACUUUAUCACCGAUUCAGAAUGAUGGUGUAAUUCACAUGUCAUUGCAUGAAAUGUCGGAAACAUCAGACAUGGUAUUCAAUAUUAUGGAAUUGAAAGAAGCACUCAGACCCUUGCGAGGUCUUUAUCGUUUUCAUACAUUCAAUUAUGGAAUUCAAGUUUUACCGUCUAUAAUCAACAACUGUGGACCUAUUUAUAUUUGUAAAAUAAAAAGAGUUAAAUAAUUAAAGUCUUUAUUAUAAUUGUUU